Molecule: messenger RNA, 576 nt
Organism: Penicillium argentinense
Lineage: Eukaryota; Fungi; Ascomycota; Eurotiomycetes; Eurotiales; Aspergillaceae
Product: kinesin light chain
Exons: 1
Coding region: 1-576 (191 amino acids)
Source: RefSeq, a predicted model, not a curated record
AUGCAGCUUUCAAGCAUUUUCCCCAGAGAUAAUGCCAAGGGCCACGAUAGCAGUCCUACUUACAUUCCUCUUGCUAGAGUUGAUCGGAAGGGAAUCCAAGACUGGUCUCAGUUUCCUCUUGAUAAUGUGCAGAAUAUCCGGGACUGGCAGUAUACGUGCAUCGGCCAGGGCACGGGGAGUUCUGGCACUGGAUCGAUUAAGCCUAGUCCAUCAUCCGGCUCGGCUCACCAAGAAAGAGGAUUGAAGCGAAAGUUUAGCGAGACAAGCGGUGCUCAGAGCCCUGCUUCAUCGCAGAAUGAGUCUUCUGUGGUACCCGGGGCUGUGAUCUCGCCUCGCCAUCAUCAUGACCAACCCGGCUACUCGCCAGUUGCCAGUCGUCUGCCCCUGGAUCAUUAUUGGUUAUCGCUCGAGUCUGUCACCAGUAAGCAGCAACUGGACUCGGGUAUUCCGUUCUCGAAAGAUGUCAGUUUCAUUGGAGACGGCCCGAUUUACCCUGAAGAGCUUCAACCGGUACAGACCAGUAGCAACUGGGAGGGAGCGCCUUCUGCCAACUUUCAGCAAAGGUUCCUAUGGUGA